This is a messenger RNA of Sus scrofa (pig), 7714 nucleotides long. RefSeq names its product zinc finger protein 516 (gene ZNF516). Gene Ontology annotation, molecular function: RNA polymerase II cis-regulatory region sequence-specific DNA binding; DNA-binding transcription factor activity, RNA polymerase II-specific. Gene Ontology annotation, biological process: regulation of DNA-templated transcription. Lineage: Eukaryota; Metazoa; Chordata; Mammalia; Artiodactyla; Suidae. Gene Ontology annotation, cellular component: nucleus. The record is from RefSeq and is a predicted model, not a curated record.
CGGUGCCCGCCCCCCGCCCCCGUCAUGUGGAGCGGACGUCACAAGCCUGCACUGUAACCCAAGAAGUGAAAGAGACGGGGACCCACGGCCCAACUUCGCACCGUAACAAAGGCGGGGGUGCCUGCUGCUGCCAGCCAUGCUUUCCAGGUAGGACAUGCACGGCCUCGGGGCAGGUGCACCUCUGCAGCCCGGAAGCAGGAGGCUCACCUGAAAAUGGAGAGAUAAGACGCCCUCCAGCAGGCCUGAGUGAUCCAGAGCCCUCGUCGCCGAGAUGGACCGCACCCGGGAGGCCGAGAUGGAGCUGAGAAGGGGCCCCAGCCCCACCAGGGCCAGCAGGAGCCCCGAGGCGGACGGGGACAGGGCCCUGAGUCACAGCUGCUGCAUCUGUGGCAAGAGCUUUCCCUUCCAGAGCUCCCUGUCCCAGCACAUGCGCAAGCACACGGGGGAGAAGCCCUACAAGUGCCCGUACUGCGACCACCGGGCUUCCCAGAAGGGCAACCUGAAGAUCCACAUCCGCAGCCACCGCACAGGAACCUUGAUCCAGGGCCACGAGCCCGAGGCUGGCGAGACGCGCGUGUCCGAGGGCCUGGACGGCUGCGCCAGUCCCACGAAGAGCACCUCGGCCUGCAACAGGAUCCUGAAUGGCGCCACCCAGGUGGACAACGGCAAGAUCCUGCUGAGGAGCAGCAAGAAGGAGACGGAGGGGACGGCGUGCGCCACCGAGGAGGGCAGGGCGGCGGCUUCGGUGACCGGGCAGUGCUCCUUCUGCAAGAGCAAGUUCGAGCGCAAGAAGGACCUGGAGCAGCACGUGCACCAGGCGCACAAGCCCUUCAAAUGCCGGCUGUGCAGCUAUGUGACCCUGCGGGAGGAAUCCCUGCUGAGCCACAUUGAGAAGGACCACAUCACAGCGCAGGGGCCGCGCGGUGAGGCUGAGGUGGAGAACUGCAAGCCCGAGCUGCCCCCGGGUGAGUUCCCCUGCGAGGUGUGCGGCCAGGCCUUCAGCCAGACCUGGUUCCUGAAGGCGCACAUGAAGAAGCACAGGGGCUCCUUCGACCACGGCUGCCACAUCUGCGGCCGGCGGUUCAAGGAGCCUUGGUUCCUGAAGAACCACAUGAAGGCGCAUGGCCCGAAGGCGGGGAGCAAGAACAAGCCCCGGAGCGAGCUGGACCCCGUCGCCACCAUCAACGAUGUGGUGCAGGAGGAGGUGAUCGUGGCCGGCCUGUCCCUCUACGAAGUCUGCACCAAGUGCGGGAACCUGUUUACAAACCUGGACAGCUUGAACGCGCACAACGCCAUCCACCGACGGGUGGAGGCCGGCCGGCCGCGCGCCCCGGCCUCGGAGAGCGCCCCCGACUCCCAGCAGCUCUUCCUUCAGUGCCUGAACCUGCGCCCGGCGACCGGCGCGCCCGCCCGCGGGCAGGCCGGGCGGCGCGUGGCCGAGCUGGACCCGGUCAACAGCUACCAGGCCUGGCAGCUGGCCACCAGAGGCAAGGUGGCCGAGCCGGCCGAGUACCUCAAGUACGCGGCGUGGGACGAAGCGCUGGCAGGGGACGUGGCCUUCGACAAGGAGCGGCGUGAGUUCAUCCUGGUGAGCCAGGAGAAACGCAAGCGUGAGCCUGAGCCCGGCGCGCCGGGACCCCCGCGCAAGAGGGCGGGAGCGCCCGGGGACCCUGCGCCUGGGCCCCUGGACCCCCGGCCGGCCGCGCGUGCCAGCCGCCGAGCAGCUGCCCCUGCCGGCCACAGCAAGUCGUCCGAGUGUUUCGAGUGCGGCAAGAUCUUCCGCACCUACCACCAGAUGGUGCUGCACUCGCGCGUGCACCGGCGCGCGCGCCGCCACCGCGAAGGCCCUGGGGAGCGCGUGCCCCGCGCCCGCUGCGGUUCUCUCAGCGAGGGCGACUCGGCCUCACAGCCCAGCAGCCCUGGCUCAGCCUGCGCCGCUGUCGACUCCCCGGGCUCCGGCCUGGCGGAUGAGGCCGCCGAUGAAAGCGGAGAGGAGGGCACAGCCCACUCUGCACCAGGGGCAAAGCCACACCGCUGCUGCUUUUCUGAAGAAGUAGCACCGACCAGGCUCUCCAAUGGAGACCAAAGUCACACACUUGGAAAUCACCCAUCUGGAAGAGACUCCGGGGAGCCCAGCAUGGGGAUCACUGCUUCCACAUCCGUACUUGAAAAUGGUAGCAGAGAGACUUCCAAGAGACCAGAGCAGCCUAGGUUUUCCAUGGACUUAAAGAUGCCAGCAUUUCACCCCAAGCAAGAGGUCCCGGGCUCCAGGGACUCUGCAGACCUCCCUUCGAAGCCUGAUCAGACUUUUCUGGAACGGGCAGAUCUGCAGCUCUUGUCAGAAAGCCAGGCCACCUACCCGAAGGAGAAGCUGUCCGAUUUGCACAACAAGGAACAUUGGGGAGGGAAAAGGGUGCUGGCCCCAGACCUGAUCCCACUGGACCUGAGUGAGAGGUCGACGCGGGCUGACCCCAGCCAUAAGGAGCUGGCCUCCUCGCUGCAAGCGGCCUUGGCCGUCCACCCGUGUCCUUACUGCAGCCAUAAGACCUACUAUCCCGAGGUCCUCUGGAUGCACAAGCGCCUCUGGCACAGGGUCAGCUGCAGCUCCAUGGCGCCCCAGUGGAUCCAGCCCAACGGCUACAAGAGCAUCAGAAACAACUUGGUUUUCCUCGCCCGGAGUGGACGCACGGGGCCCCCGCCCGCCCUCGGCGGCAAGGAGUGUCAGCCCCUGCCCAUCUCUCGGUUCACUCGCACUCAGGUGCCAGGUGGGGCGCCGGGGACCAAAGGCAGCCCCUCACCCCUGGGCAUGACCGUGAAAGCUGCCAGCUUGCCCAGGAACAAGGACAGCCAUCCCGGGGGACCCUGUGGACUCUGGGCAGCUGCCCCCGAUGGGCCUCGGCCGACCAAGCCCAGCCUGGGACCUGAGCAGCAUGGGGCUCCGGCCCAGCUGCCCCCGGCCAAGCUCAAGCAGGAGGCCGGCUCCAAGCCUGGGCCCGUGGCAGGUGGGGGCAGCUUCAGCAGAAGUGCCACCCCCACACCCGUCAUCGCCCGGGCCAGCUCCCAGCCCCCGGCCAACAGCAGGCUGGGAGACAAGUACGCACACCCCCCGGUGGCAUCUGGCAUCGUCCCCCCAAGUAAGCACAGCACCCCGGACCCCCUGAAAGCCAAAUUCAGCCCUCAGCCUCAGGGUCAGCCACAAGUGAAAGGUGACGGGGGCCUCCCUCUACCUCCCCGAGAACCCCCCUCCAAGGCUGGCAACGGUGUGGGCUCCAGGGGCCACCUGGCAUCGCAGGCCUCACCGGUGCUGCCCACCAUCAAGCAGGAGCCCGUGGCUGACAGCCCUGAGAAACGCCUGGACAUCCUCAAUAUCUUUAAGACAUACAUUCCAAAGGACUUUGCUUCUCUCUACCAGAGCUGGGGGGCCAGUGGCCCUGCACUCGAGCACAGAGGGACGCUCCGGACGCAGGCCCACCAGGGAGACUUCGUCUGCGUGGAGUGUGGGAAGUGCUUUCAUCAGCCCAGCCACCUCAGGGCCCACAUGAGGGCUCACACAGUGCUGUUUGAGUCUAAUGGCCUCCGAGGUGCUGACAUCCACGGCGCAUCUGCUGAUGUCCCCAAACAAGGGAGAGACCAUCCUAACGCAGAUACUGUCCAGACAGUGCCUCUCAGAAAGGGAACCUAGAGACACGCUUCCAACAACCGGUGCCCGGUGACGGCCCCCCCACCGUGGGUGUCCCCACAGUCUCCCUGCCGUGACCCUGCCCGCCCCGCGGAAGAACUCCUGGCGGACACCCUGAAUCCUAGAGCCUCGGGGCGAGGGCAGAAGCUGAAGAGAGAGCCUCUCCUUGUCAUGCGUUUAAAAAUCAAGCAGAUGCUCUGCUCGAAUUACAUGCAGGUCCUCCUCGUGCGCACGUGUGCUCACCCAGCACAGUCCGUAUUUUCCUACAGUCAGCGGUCGUGUCGGCAGGCGCAGGAGGAGCUCACGCAUCUGUCUUGUUCAAGACGAGUUUGAGACACUGGAAAAAGAUCCUCGUGUGCGUGGGACACAACGAAGCUGCCAGGCACUGUCACAGAAGCUGCAAUGCUCAGAGGACUUGGGGGGACGUCAGAGCAAAGGGGGGCGAGGUUUGCAGCAUGAGUGUGACGGCCCCUCCUUGUCUCAGUGGGUAUUUAAAUAGUGAAUAAGAGAGGGAGGAUGGGUGUGCGGGUGGUGUGGAAACAGGCUCCAUGGAGGCGGGCGGUGACCGGACCCUCCCUGGCAGGGGGGCCCAUGUGCUGAGCCCCGCUCCGUUGUGCUCAGUGAACCCGGCAGAGGUCACACGUCCACAGCAAGGCUUGUGUCCUGCUUCGGAAAAGAGAGCUAGUUGAACACUAAGAAAAGCAGGCUUCUUUGUUUAUUCUCAGGACCUUUUGGUAACAGGGCUGCACUCUGCAAACUGCUCACCACGGAAGACUGCCCGUCUUAACAAAUUAUCUAGCCACUGAACCCCUGAUUGGGACCCUUGUAGUCACAGCAGGAGAAUCCCUGAGCAGAUUGGGGGCUCAGGUCACCAGGGUCUGAGUGCUCUGGGAUUCCUCGUGCUCCCCUUCCCUGCCUCCCUGUCCAUCCGUCCCAGCAAGUAGGUGUCUUUUCUUCUUGGGCCUGGGGGCCUCCGCUGGACGAGUCCCCUCGUUCCCAGGGUGUGGAGGCCCCCAGGCCUGUGGUUGGGGCGGCUUGAUAUACCUCUUCCUCAGAUGCAAGUUUUAGUGGUGGGGUUAAGGCCCGUCACAAGGGACCUUAAACCUUGCAGUGUACGCAAAGUUGUAUUCCACAGAUAUAAAUAUUUUCUUUUCCUUUUACCGUGACACUAUGUGUGAUGGUAAUAUUUCUGAAAGUUUCAGAUUUUUGCACAUAAUGAUUUUAUGCAUUAUCAAAAGUUACUGCUGCCUUGAAUGAAAAUGUUCUGUGAAAUUUUUUGCAAAAGCUUUACUAGGUUUUUUUUUAAUUGUGACAUUUUGUAAAGGCAGGAAAUGGAUUAAAAUAAGCAUGCUAAAUAUAUUUUUCAAAAAAGCAAUAAUUUUACAUGUAUAGAAAUUAUCCUAACCUUUAAUACUGGUGAGAGCGACAGUUUACUUAAUACAGUAAUGGAUUAGUGCAGUUUUUGUAGAAAAUGGGCUUCUGAUACAAAGACUUGUUUAAACACACACACACACACACACACACACCCACCCACCCCUGAAGUGUGGUUUUCCUGUUCUAAUGAUUUGUUGAGUUUUAUUAUUAUUAUUAUUAUUGUUGUUGUUGUUGUUGUUCUUAGUUACUGUUUGGUUUCUGGAUUCUACUUGUUACUGAAUUUAAAUUACUUGACGGUUCAGGUUACCUUGCAACAUUUGCAAACAAUGCAAUGUAACUGGCUAGCUUCUAUAUAUAUAUAUUAUAUACAUGUAUACACACACACAUGUAGACACAGAGAUAUGUGCGUGUGUGUGUAUAUAUAUAAUUUUUUUACUUAUUUUUUCCUGCUUCUCUUUUGCCGGAUAUGUUCCAGAACGAUCUGUCCUGUUGGUGUGUUCCGAGGGUCUGUGCAGAUGCUCCUCAGCCACUGUCCUUGACUGUUCUGUAAAGUUACUUUGAGCAAAGUUGCAGACACAUUCCCCUGCUCACCUUCGAAAUCAAAAUGCCACUCUGUUGACUUCCGUUUGAUCCUGUCUCUGGCCUCCCCACAGUGGUCAUUUCUGCAUUUUCUUGGCUGAAAGUGAAGGGUGACAGUUCAGGAGCGCACAGGGGCUAGAGCUGCGGGCUGUCUGUUUCUCUGCAUUUUAGUUAUUAAAAGGAACUCUGGACCCACAGUGACACAGAUGAGUCAUGUACCUUCUUGCUGUUUCAGAAGCAGCCUGUGGAGUCACAGUGUCACCCCGGGGGCUCCUUUGCAGGGGCCUGGGGGAGAGAGGGGGCACAUCCCCAGGGAAAACCGUGUGCUGCCAGGAGCACAGAUGGAAGGUUUUCACUUAAUUCAGCAGGCGGGGAAGGGACCCCAGAGAAUGCCACCCUCUGAGAGAAGCCCUUUGCGGGAGACUGUGGCCCCUCCCUCUUUCACUGCCCAUCAGUAUUUUAUUGGUUUGUUAAUGCAUUUAUGUCAGUUCAACCAUAGUAUUUAAUAUGAUUUGUGUUUUCUUAUUUAUUUAGCUGAUAUGUCUUGAUUCGCUUUUUUUUCGAAUGAUAAUUUCCGCAUGGUCUCUCCUGUAAGUCACCUUCUGACUGUUACAGACUUUCUACCUCUACCAAUCUGCUGUUUCCUUGUUUCUUAACAGGAUUUCACAGUGUUGGCGUCCAGUGUAACUUAGACAAUAAAGGGUUUGGUUGUCUACACUGCAGCUUCUCCUGGUUGUCUACACUGCAGCUUCUCUGUGUGGCGCCCUACCCCCACCUACGCCCUCCCUUCCCUGCUCACACCUCUUAUUCAUUGUCGCGCUCAAAUAAUACAGAUAAUGAGCUUAUAGAAAUCUUUCAGGUUAUUCACUCAUAUUCCUUAAUUUGAAGAAUGAACAUUGAAAUGCUCUAAAAAAAAAUCAGCUGUUUAGCAUCUAAACCCGGUCAUUGUCCACUGCUCUGUCACUUCUCUUACCUGGUUCCUGCAAGGGCUUAGGGUGAUCUCAGAGGCUACCUUUCACCUGGGUGAUUUACAACACAAUACUGAUUUGCAAGCCAAACCGGAUUUUUGCCUUUUUAGGAAAAGUAUUCAGUGCUUUAAGAGAUUCCCCCCUAAGAUUUCCUUAUUUAUUUUUAAACCAAGAGAGACACUAGUUUCUUGAAACCCAGGUGCUCCAGCAAAGGGCCCCGGGAAUUACACAGGCCACUUUGGUGAAGUUAGGGAGCACUGAUUUUGCCCAGUACGUCAAGAGCCAUCCUCAAAUUUGGCCAUUCUGUCCCAGGCCAUACAGUGUUGCACAAACAUGACGUAAAGGCACAUACACACGCAGGGUCCUCACUCCGCAAGUCCCUGGGACCCCGAGCUGAGGGGGUUGGAUGCAGCAGGUUGCAGGCAUUGCCUCUUGCUGCCUCCCCAGGGAGCUGGCUCAGGUAGCUGCACCAUUCCACCGGGAGUUAGCGAGUGGCUCAGGGGAUGUGUCUUCUGUUCUCGAAAGGUCUGGGCUUGAAAGGACACUGCACCUCCUGGGGUUUCUUGUCCAGAUGCUCUGUACCAAUGUUCCAUCUUUAAAACAGACAUGGCCCCGCCCUAGAGGUUUGCACGAGGCACAAAAGAGGACUGCGUUCGCCUGCCUUGACUUUCCCACUUUCAGCAUGUCUCCGUGUCUGAAGGAGCGGCGAUUGUUUCACUGCUUGUAACUUGGCUGGGUUCUAAGAACGUUUUACAUGCUGAGCAAAAAAGAAAGAAAACACAAGUCACAGACCAGGACAUCCAGUGACGUUCCGGUGCUCGGUAGCGUGUCUCUGUGAAGUGACCGAGGGGAAAUGUUCAUUCUUCAACUUUGCUAAUUAUGCUUUGAGGCAGUAAAAUGCAAAAGACCAUAGAAUUUGUAUUUCUUUUUAAAAAUACAAUUUAUAACAUUAUAUUUUGUACUCUUUAUAUUAGAAUUUGUAACUAGAUUGAUGUAUUUAACUCUAUUUCUGAAAAAAUAAUUCAAUGUUUCAGUUGUGUGAUAAAAAUAUUUAGAUAAAACAUAUUCAUUCUAUUGGAAUUUGAAAUCAAUAAAAACAUCUUGGAGUUCUUGA